AACAGGUUUGAUCCAGGUUGAAAUCCUGGCCAAAUAUAAAACUCAGAAGUGAUCUCAUUCUGGACUUCAGUACCUGAUUGAUCGUUAUUUGAAGAGGAAUUCCUGACAAAAUGUUUAAGGAAGUGUUGAUUCUGAGUGCACUUGCUGCACUAUGUGCAAGUGUUCCGUUGGAGUCUGGGACCAAAGCCGUUGCACCAGCCAUUAAGAACAGUCCCAUCGUAGUGAUACCAGAACAAGUUGAAGACUUGGAUACUGCAGAAUCUGCGCAUCAUCGAGGUAGAGGACAUCAUCACCAUCGCGGUCACGGAGGUGGAGGCUAUGGCGGUUAUGGCGGUGGUUUCCGAGGUCCGGUGUACCCAGCCCACGGAGGAGGUUACGGGGGAGGUUACGGAGGAGGCUACGGUGGUGGUGUCGGACUUGGCGUAGGAGUUGGCAUCGGAGUCGGAGUCGGUGUGGGUGUUGGCGGUGGAUACGGUCGGAAGUAGGCGAACAAUAAACGUGAAUUAUGCUAAAUCUA
This is a messenger RNA of Culex quinquefasciatus (southern house mosquito), 517 nucleotides long. Its product is annotated as glycine-rich RNA-binding protein GRP2A-like. The transcript has 2 exons. The coding region runs from base 111 to 485 and encodes 124 amino acids. NCBI's taxonomy places the organism in Eukaryota, Metazoa, Arthropoda, Insecta, Diptera, Culicidae. The record is from RefSeq and is a predicted model, not a curated record.